Fusarium vanettenii 77-13-4 is the source of this 3348-nucleotide messenger RNA. RefSeq lists its product as uncharacterized. NCBI's taxonomy places the organism in Eukaryota, Fungi, Ascomycota, Sordariomycetes, Hypocreales, Nectriaceae. The annotation marks the transcript as partial. The transcript is spliced from 3 exons. The record is from RefSeq and is a predicted model, not a curated record.
CUCAUGGAGAACGAAGUGCCCGCUGUUCAGGUGCCUGACGGUCGCUCCUCAAGGAGAGACCGUCUCAUGGGCAAGCUCUUUAAAGCUGGAAAGGACCGCAAAGCUACCGAGCAGCAGUCCGCCGCCAACGUCGAUGCCUUCCUCCACAGCUCCUCCGAUAAUCUUACAAUCACCCAUCCGCCCCCGCCUCCCCCGCCGUCAUCGCUACCCAAGCUAGCGAAGCUCGACACCACAUCAAUCUCACGCUACCCUCAAGCUCUAGCUGUCAACCAUGCAGCUCAGCAGAAUCGCCCCCUUGUACCAGGGCGCCCCGAUACCAAUACGCCGAAACGAAGCCCACGACCAAACAGAAAGGGCCUUAUUGUUAGGUUUGACGAUUCGGCGCCAGAGGUUAUUGGUGAAGGAGGCGACGAAACCGAGGCGCCAACUAUAGAGAUCUCGAAGCGCAAGAAGGCUCGACCGCCGCCACCUCCACAACCUCGCAAGCCAGCAUCUCCCCCAGGGCGACCUCCUCCACCGCCUUCAGAUGCAGGUACACCUAGAAGUGCUCCCGCGGUGGACGAUUUCAGGCCGAAGCCACUGUUGCGAAACCAGACCGGCUUUUCUUCCAUCUACGAGCCCGAAUCUCCCGCUAGGUUUCUGGGUGCGGCAGCAAACCACGAUGAUAAUAGGAGAUCAUUUAUCGAGAUUCACUCUGCGCAGAUGCGCGAAGCUGAAGGCAGAGUGUUCGCCGAAGCUGCUCGUGUGGCCAGCGCUACAUCUGCGUCUUCUCACAAUUGGGAUGACCCUCAUUCCGCCGAGCCCCUUUCCACUUCUCCUGUUACAGCGCGCAGACGAGGGCCCCCGUCACCGGAAGCUCAGAUCUCGAAACCCAAUAUUUCAUACAGUCCCGCAGCUUCAGUCCAUUCUAGCUCGACAACUGGAUAUUCCCCCCCGCCAACUCUGGUUCCAGCUGCUCCUCCUGUCUCUGCUCCUGUUCCUGCCCCUGUGGCAGUUCCAACACCAGAGCCGCAAAACUUGUCUAGGGAGCCAAGUGUUGCCUCUCAGCGUGCGCCCCCUCAAAUGGCGUCUAGAUCACUGUCUAUCAGGGUUGGCGAUGGAAAUUCUGCAGCGGCAGAGCAAGCACUUGAGACCUUUAUCUCUCGAACGAAGCAUCUUUUCGAGCUUUUCCGUCUUCAUGCCGAAUCUGUUCAGCCUUUAUCUACCUGCUCUCUUACAGAAUGCGCCAGAGGUGCCCUGUGGUGGUUUUUGAAAGGCCGUAUGGGCUUGGAGCUGGCAAUUCGAGAACGACCAAACUCCCCGCAAGGCCAGAUGCAAAAUGACCGGGACCGCCAGCAAGCUUAUGCGAAUUUGGCCAAGGCAUUCUGGCUUUCGGAGCAGAUUGUCCCCGAAAUAGCGCAGUCACAGGGCUUGGAACCGGAUUCUGAGAUCGACGAGGUCAGCAAGAACUUGGUUUCGUCGCUCAAGAAGCUGUCCAUGUCGAUGAAGCGAAACGGAUUCCUGCCUCCCGAGGAUGCUUUCCUGCCCCAGACUAUUGAUAAGUCCAUCUGGGUUGAGUAUCCAGCACUGAGUCAGGAUAUGAUCGCACUUCUUUCAGGCAAUUGGGGUUCUGGCCUCACAGCCAUGACCAGCCCAAUGUCCAACCUCCGCCUCUUGGAUGCCUUCCCCAUCGGAGACACUACCGAGAACUUCAACUAUGGAAGAGUACAGGCCGACGUAUAUCUUAUGGAGCAGGGCCACGAAGCUCAGAGGCUGUAUUUCCCGUGUCUGCUUUCCAUGGUUCGACCACAAAAGUCUACCGGACUUGUGUUCGUAUUGGCUAGCCAGAACGGCCACAUGCAACUCGCUAUCCAGGAGAGUAAGAAUGUCGGUCCAGUGUGGGACGAUGUACGCUGGCGAAGCGACACUUGCACAGUUGACAUCCGACUACGCCGUGGUUUCCAAUUGGCCAUCCAGCUGGUUCAGCAGGACUUCAGGAUACUCUACAACAUGUACGACUUUGGAACCAAGGUCCAGAACUCGCUCUUCCCCCGGAGUGACGAGAACAUGGUGUUCAGGUCGACUUUGCGAUCAUUCCAGGUCAUGGAUGCCGACCCCAGCUAUCGCCAAUUCCCUAAGGAGCCAGUCCCUCACUGCGACGUGGCCCUAUUUGAGAAGUUGUAUAAGGAGAAUGGCCCUGCAGGUCCUCGCACAUGGCAUCUCGGGUUCAGGGUUGCGGUGGUGUCGGGGCCGAGGACGAGGACACUGAGCGGAGUACAGCAUUCCUAUUCUCCAGCUCAGCCUAUUCAGUUCGGUUUCUUCCGUGGCGACGGGGAUGCCCCCUCCCUGACGAUCAAAUAUGAGAAUGGCAAAUCCAAGGGCCGUAUGGUCCUAGUGUUUAGCGACGAGAAGGCGAGGAUCAAGUUCCAUUCGUUGCUUACAGGGACAUUCCUGGAUCACGAUGAGAAGAUAUAUGCCGAUAUGGCAAUCAAGAGCUUCAAUGUCGCCCAAACUCUUCGUGACCCUCUGGGCCUGGCACCAUUUAGUCGGAUGCCCUGGAAGGCCGUCAGAAUUGUUAACGACGAGUAUGGUGGAGAUUUUCCGCCAACUGUCCUGGCAGACCGGCUCAAGGUGGUGCUCGAUUAUCAGAACGGCAACGUCGCAGACCGCAUCAACGUAGCUCCAGGCGAGCUGCGCGUGAGGCUGGAAGUGACCAAUGCUAAGCUGCUCCGGGUUCUCCGGCAGCCACAGAAGGACAUGACCAUGUCGGUCUCGGAGGCGCAGGUGCCCAAGGAGCUCCCUCGGAACAUGACGGAUGGGCUCCAGCUGUUGCGACACAACCAAACUAUCCGAACGUUUGAGUUUAAUAACCUGAAGGACCUGCAUGAUUUCCAAUUUGCCAUGACUGGCUUUGAGGUUAUCUUUGAUGCGCUGGCAGUGACCUUUGCCAUCUCAAGGCGCCGGAUGGUGGUGCCGAUUCAUAAGAAGUGGGAGGCUGGAUACACUCGAAUUCAAGUCAUUCAGCAAGAGGACAAGCAACUGCAGCUUCUGGCUUUCUUUGAGGACUUCCACCAUGGACACUGCAUGAACUUUGUUCUCAAAGGCACGGAUGUCUACGAGAGCGUCCAGCGAAGCAGCAAAUCGGGUAUCAAGUUUGUCGACGCCAAGUUCCCCCUGCCACGUCUGCCGGCAGACAAGGAUGGCGACUACGAUGAAAUGGCUUUUGUGUGCCUUGACCUCCCGGAUCUACCGGGCGAGCACGAUGAUAUCUCCAUACUGUUUGAGAAGGAGUCUGACCGAGACGCAUUGGCCCAGUGCCUACCAGCGCCAGUCAAGGGUUCUUCAAAAAUGUCUUCACGACUGAAAUGA